UUUCCUUUAAAAACACAGUAAGGUUGAAGCUCUGAGUGGUUUUUAAACGUGGCAGCUCUCAUGACAGAUCUAAUCUAGAGAGGUUACAGUAGACAGAGUGCUUCAUAAUGCAGCCAACAUGUUUGAUCAGGUUUUAGGACAGAUUUUCUCCACUCAUUAGUGUACAUACAUUUGAGAUGAAGAUUUUUCAGACGUCACUACAAAAACAUCAAUAUAACAAAGUCUUAGUCUUAUAUGCAGCCAAAAAGUCUUUUUAACUUGAUAUGAGAGAGAUGUACAAGACGAGAGCAGAAUGUGAGAUUAUUAAUCAUGUUAUAAGAGUAUGUCUUUAAUUUCUUAAAAUUGCUUAUUUCAUAAGCAUAUCUAGUUAAAUAAUUUCCCUGAGACUCUGUUUGAGAUCAUAUUUAUCUUUUACACCCAAAUUUAUCUGUAAAAACUUGUUUCAAGAUGUCCCACUGCAGAAAUGAGCUACCUUAAUGAGGAAAAAAGCAUUUGGUAGGAUUUCAUGAAAAAAGAGAAAAUGUUUUCACUUUAGAGAAGUGAGAAAAAUCUUAAAAUAAAGCUUUCAUUCUAGGCCCUUUAUUACCUAAAAAUGACCUCAAAACUAACCUGUUCAUGCUUCGUUUUAGUGUUUCUUUCUCACUUUGAGAGAAAAGAUCAUAAAACAAGAGCAACUGAACAAGAAAACAAGAAAUGGUGGCGAGGCGGUGCACAUCUAUGGUAGAGCAGGUUCUCCAGUGAGCAGGAGGUUGGUGGUUCAACUCCACCUCAUUGUGGUCAUUCUGGUCUUAACAUUAAAAGUACUUAUUUCAUAUGAAUGUUUGGUGGUGAUCUAAGAAGAUGUUUGUUUCGUUUUUAUUUAAUCAUUUAAAAUGGGACAAUGCAUAUUAACUUACAGCAGCUUCGCCAUGUAACUGUGCCAGAUUUACCUCUUCAGGCUGACUUUCAUCUGUAGUCACACGGCAGGUCAGUGUAAGAAACGUGAUAAAAUACUUAAACACACACACAUUCUUCAAUUAAAUCGUCUGUUUUAAGAUCUUUUCUCUCAAAGUAAGAAACACUGAAAAGACGCAUUGACAAGCAAAUGUUGAGGGUUUUUUUCUCUUAAUAAAGGACUCGAAAUGAGUGUUUCAAAGCUCGUUUUAAGGUGUGUCUCUAUAUUUUUUUUAAUUUCAGGAAAUCGUACCAUGUGUAAUUAUUUCACUCGAUUGGAGUCAGAAUCUUCUCAUUUCAAAUGUAUUUUUACUCAUAUUGCAGUAAAACCUUUAUUUUCUUUUAAACUUGUUUUCAUCUGGCUACAUGUGCGGUUUGUGUUAAAUGAACUGCGUAUCUCUACCUUGGUACAGCUCUUUGAAUAUCACCGCAUGCAUCUGUCAAACCUGCUCGUAUGGGAUGAUAGGAGUGCCACAAAAAAGAAUAAGUCUGAAAAAGAAUAAACAAAAAAAUAAAACAAAUUAAAAUAUUUUAUAUGGUUUCAUUUAUUUAUUUUGAUAUAAUUUCAUUUUUUAAUUUUUAUUAUUUUUUUUCCUAUUCUUUGCAUUCUUUUCCUUAUAUUUUUUCUUAUUUUUUUUUCUAUUUAUUUCGGCUCACAGCACCACCAGCAGGACACAGAGCCUGGGCAGCUAGGGGCUGUAAAUGAGCAAGUAGAACAUUAAUACAACUUUCACAGCUGUGUAAUCUCACUACAUAAAGGUAAUUAGGUUUUGGUCAGGGAAUAUUUAUUUUACUGCAGCCUAAAUAAAAGGCUGCACAGAUCAGACCAGAAUGACUUUCAUAACUGCACACAAUCAUCAGCGAGCAACGUUACGCUAACCAGAAGUGCAACAGAGCGCCGUCUUACAGCAUUCAGACCAAAGUCUUAAACAGAAAUACACAGAAAAAAGAAUAAGGAUAUAUAUAAUUAAAAGAAUAGGGAAAAAUAAUGUAAUCAAAAUAAAAGAAUAAAAUUAUGUGAAAAUAAAUUUAAAAAAAUUAUAUUUUAUUUCUUUCAUGUAUUUGUCUAAAUAUUUCCUCAUUUAUUUCCUUCAUCUUCUGCAGAUUUAAUAUUUUUUGUGGCACUUCCAUCAUUCCACAUGCUCAAACUUUAAUUACUUCCACGGAUACAACAUCAAAUAUCCAUAAAUCUGCAGUCUUUUCUUAUAUUUUAACUUGUAUUUUGGUGCUUAAAGCUCUAUAUUUUUCUAACAGAAAGUGACAACCAUGAGUUCAACGUUCGAUGCAAACAAAUUAUUUUGCUUCUGUGUUUAAGCAGAAAUCCCUGUUAACUACACGUUUCUAAUGUUAGUUUUCACCUGACCUAAAACUGUCUGUUAUAAUGAAUGUAGAACAAGCAGGUGCACCUAAGACAGUUGGUUCAUUCUUCUUGUUUCAUUCUUAGAACCUUGAACUUUACAAUCAGUGUCAACAUUUAAUUUAAAACUGAGUAGAGACCUCUGUUAGUUUCUCAAUCUAAAGCAACUCUACAGUUAGUCCAUCUGUCACUCUUCCGUAUCUGUACAGUCAUUAGAAACCAAACAGACAGGAAAAAGAGUGCAUGCGCCUCAGCACUGAAAUAUUACAUCAAGUGGAAACAGAGAAAGAAGUUAAACAUAUUUUCAGAGUUGUGCAGUAGCUGAACAAGCUUAAUGUGCAUGACAAGGAUUAGCAUUAAAACACUAAAAGAGUGAUGUUUAGGCAUCUACCUCGUCUUCAUAGAAAGUACUAAGUGUGAUGUAGAGUAACUAUUAGUCUGCAAGUAGCUCAAGUUCAAGUAUCCUGCAGGAAGUAGCAUCAGAAGAUGCUCCACUGUGGUCAUAAAGGGAUGGACAUGGUCAGCAACAAUACUCAGGUAGGCUGUGCUGGUUAAACCAGACCACGUUGGUACUAAGGGGCCCAAAGUGGACCAAGAAACAAUUUAUUUACAUAAGUGUAAAGAACUGUGCAUUAGUUGCUGGCGUUGUAUGAUACAAGUACCAAGAGAACCAGCGAGAGACUCAACAAUGACUCUUGAGAUGUGUGAAAGAGCACCAGGCUGCUCAAAUCCAGUCGGGGUUUUUAGACAAACAGAACAUCGAAUAAAACAAACAGAGUCCUCCAAGAGUCCAGGCAGAGAGGAAAAUAAUUUCAUUAAAAAUUUAAGGACAUCAGAGCAGGUCCAGGUGGGUCAGAUGAACAAUCAGGUAGCCACGCCCAUGUGAAGGCAGGAGCAGGAAGAAAAAACCCACUGAUCCACAGAUUCUGAAGCUCAGUUUGAACUUCAGCAAGUCGUCUUCACCAUGUCUACAUGUGCUGGUUUGCUGCCAUGUGAUUGGUUGAUUAGAUGUUUGUGUUAACAAGCAGUUGAACAGGUGGAGUUGAUGAAGAGGCUGGUGAGUGUAUAUAUCGGUAAGUCAAAAAAAACAGUAAUAUUUUCUUAAGAAAUGCAUGUUGACGUAUGACACUUCUCACAUCAAUGAGUUAACGUGCACUUUUCUCUCCACAUUUUCUAGUGCUUGCAGUAAAAGAAUGCAGAGCCUAAUGGACACCUAACACGGGCAACGCAGCACAGAAGAAAUGGAUGCAGCUGAUGUGCCAAUUAAAAGCACUAAAGAUGCUUACCCUUUCUCUCUGCAGUGAAAAGACUCGAUGUUCGAAGGCUUUACGCUGCUUAUUUUUCUCCAUGCUGCUCCUUGUGAUUGGAACUUUGAUUUUCUACAGUUCGCUGCCAUCCUGGCUGUCACACUGGGCGUCAUUUCCAUGGCUCAACCAAUUUUACUACACUUCUCCACAAAAAAGUAUUUCAGAAUAUUUCGUGGAAUACCCGCAUGAAUACCGUUUUAUACUGGAUGAACCAAACAGAUGCCGCAAGGAAAGCCCAUUCUUGGUUCUUGUAAUUCCCGUCCCACCACAAGACAGAAGGACCCGUGACAUAAUUCGCAAGACAUGGGGGAAUCAAACCACCGUCCUGGGUCAUGUGGUCAGCCACUUCUUCCUGCUGGGACUGUCCAGAAUAGGCAAAGGGACAGGACACCCCGAGGAAAAGGUGUUAAACGAAAGCCAGCAACACCACGACAUUCUCCAGAGUGACUUUCUGGACAGCUACAAAAACCUCACCAUUAAAACAAUGGUUAUGUUUCAGUGGCUCAGUUCUCGCUGCCCCAAGGCCUCCUACGCCAUGAAGGUUGACUCGGACAUGUUCCUUAACGUACACAAACUCGUUGGCAUGCUUUUGAAAGCCCCCCAACGUCUCUACAUGACAGGCAUGGUGGCAAGAAAUGCUCUUGUAAUUCGGGACAGUAACUCAAAGUGGUUUCUGCCUGUUUCUGCCUUCCCAGAGUCGGUUUACCCACCUUACUCCCUGGGAUUAGGCUACGUGUUUUCACUGGAUUUAACCAAGAAGAUACUGGAGGCAUCCUCACAAGUUAAAGCUGUUUAUAUCGAGGAUGUAUACGUGGGACUGUGCAUGAGACAUUUGGGAUUCACACUGACAGAUCCUCCUGAUGGUGGUUUAUUUAUGACUACCGUCCCUUUUCUAAAAGGUAACUGCUACUGGACUUCUGUCAUUACAACAAUUCUGCCAAACUCUGAUGAGCUUUUGGAUGUGUGGAGGACAUAUAAGGCCGAAGCCCAGAGUAGCUGCUGUAAACCUGCCUGUGCCUGAAAAACACUGUCGCUGUUAAACCCUGCAGAGCCUUUUAGACAGACAACUGCCUUAAAUGUUAUCUAUUUAGUAUGUCAUUGACUUUUGAUGCUGGAACUUAGCUUGUGAGUUUUGUGAAUUUUGUGUCUGAACAGAAAUGUGUUUCAUACUUGUUGGCAAAGUUUUCACAAAUUUCAAAUGUUUACUUGGUUUUCUGCCACUUAAAUAAUAUUUAAGU
Melanotaenia boesemani (Boeseman's rainbowfish) is the source of this 4835-nucleotide messenger RNA. RefSeq names its product beta-1,3-galactosyltransferase 2-like. The coding region runs from base 3536 to 4618 and encodes 360 amino acids. Gene Ontology annotation, cellular component: membrane. The record is from RefSeq and is a predicted model, not a curated record. Gene Ontology annotation, molecular function: N-acetyl-beta-D-glucosaminide beta-(1,3)-galactosyltransferase activity. The transcript has 3 exons. NCBI's taxonomy places the organism in Eukaryota, Metazoa, Chordata, Actinopteri, Atheriniformes, Melanotaeniidae.